UUUUAGGAUUUUGAUGAUCGACAGUGAUUGAGUAAGGCAAUAAGAUUAGAUCUGUCAACAUUAAACAUUUCUUUGGACAGUGAAGAAAGAAGAGAAAUCAUUUGAUGCACUCAAAGAAACGCGUAAGCAAAAGCGAAAGUUAGGGUCAUAAUAAUCACAAUCUCUGUCGGUAGAUUUUUGUUUGUUCGAAUUCAUUGGGCUCUGCUCGAAUCUGGGUUUAGAGUAAACCGUGGAGGAUUCGUAGGGGAAAGAUGAGGAGGCGGAGGGUAGUUAGAAGGAGACUGUUGAGUUGGAUAUGGCUUCUCCUUGCUUCUUUCUCUCUGGCUGGUUUGGUUCUCUUCAUGGUUCAGCAUCAUCAUCAGCAACAAGAUCCAUCUCAGCUUAUACUUGAAAGAGACACAAGAACCGAGAACGUAUCUCCUCCCCAUUUAAACUUCACGGAAGAGGUAACAAGUGCUUCCUCGUUCGCUCGGCAGUUAGGAGAGCAAAUGACGCUUGCCAAGGCUUAUGUUUUUAUAGCCAAAGAGCACAACAAUCUCCACUUAGCUUGGGAGCUGACUUCUAAGAUCAGAAGCUGUCAGCUUCUGCUCUCAAAAGCAGCGAUGAGAGGUCAACCCAUUUCACUAGACGAAGCAAAACCCAUCGUUACGGGCCUUUCAACUCUUAUCUACAAGGCGCAAGACGCGCAUUACGACAUAGCCACCACAAUGAUGACCAUGAAAUCUCACAUCCAAUCCCUUGAAGAGCGCGCAAGCGCAGCUACCGUUCAAACCACACUAUUUGCGCAAUCGCUUGCAGAGGCACUACCAAAGAGCCUCCACUGUUUGAUAGUCAAGCUCACAUCUGAUUGGUUAACUGAGCCACCAUCACGCCGUGGACUAGCGGAGGACUCACCUAGGCUUGUUGACAACAACCUCUCCCAUUUCUGCAUCUUUACUGAUAACGUUAUAGCCGCCUCUGUUGUUGUUAAUUCAACCGUCUCUAACGCUGAUCAUCCGAAGCAGCUUGUUUUCCACAUAGUGACGAAUCGAGUGAGCUACAAAGCUAUGCAGGCUUGGUUUCUAAGUAACGACUUCAAGGGCUCAGCGAUAGAGAUCAGGAGCGUUGAAGAGUUUUCUUGGCUGAAUGCUUCCUAUUCUCCUGUUGUUAAGCAACUUCUGGAUACAGACUCAAGAGCUUACUAUUUCGGAGACCAGACAAGUCAAGAAACAAACUCUGAGCCAAAAGUGAGGAACCCCAAGUACUUAUCAUUACUAAACCAUCUCAGAUUCUACAUCCCCGAGGUCUAUCCGCAGCUAGAGAAGAUCGUGUUCCUAGACGACGAUGUUGUCGUUCAGAAAGAUUUGACUCCACUCUUCUCCAUGGAUCUUCACGGAAACGUCAACGGAGCUGUGGAGACGUGUCUUGAAGCCUUCCACCGUUAUUACAAGUAUCAAAACUUCUCCAACUCGCUCAUCAGCUCAAAGUUCGACCCACAAGCAUGCGGAUGGGCUUUUGGUAUGAACGUUUUCGACUUGAUCGCUUGGAGGAAAGCGAAUGUGACUGCUAGGUACCACUACUGGCAAGAGCAGAACUCAGAACGAACGCUUUGGAAGCUGGGGACUCUGCCUCCAGGUCUAUUGGCUUUCUAUGGUCUCACUGAACCGCUAGACAGAAGAUGGCAUGUGUUAGGUUUAGGUUACGAUGUGAACAUUGAUAACCGUUUGAUCGAAACGGCUGCUGUGAUUCACUAUAAUGGUAACAUGAAACCUUGGCUGAAGCUGGCUAUAGGUAGGUAUAAACCGUUCUGGUUAAGGUUUUUGAACUCGAGCCAUCCUUAUUUACAAGAUUGUGUCACAGCUUAAAAGCAAAAGAAACUUUUUGAGUCUAAUCACAAAUCACAAGAUUCUUGAUUUCUUAUACACUUUGAAGAUUUUUUUUUUGUAAUAUUGUAGAGAUCUCAGAAAGUUUGUCAGGUUCAGAUAUUCUCUGAAGACUGUUCUUCUUAUUGUCUGAAAAGAAAUUUAUAGUCACACAUUAGAAAUGGUUAAAAUGUACUUAAACUUGAGUACGUUACAUGUAUUAUUAUUUACAUUUGACACUGGUUUAUUCUUUUUAGAAGGUUUUUGGUGUUCCAUA
Messenger RNA from Brassica napus (rape), 2118 nucleotides. RefSeq names its product hexosyltransferase GAUT11. NCBI's taxonomy places the organism in Eukaryota, Viridiplantae, Streptophyta, Magnoliopsida, Brassicales, Brassicaceae. Gene Ontology annotation, molecular function: polygalacturonate 4-alpha-galacturonosyltransferase activity. The coding region runs from base 252 to 1844 and encodes 530 amino acids. The transcript is spliced from 2 exons. The record is from RefSeq and is a predicted model, not a curated record.